This is a messenger RNA of Cydia pomonella (codling moth), 1296 nucleotides long. RefSeq names its product aldo-keto reductase AKR2E4-like. Bases 71 to 1123 code for a protein of 350 amino acids. The record is from RefSeq and is a predicted model, not a curated record. Gene Ontology annotation, cellular component: cytosol. The transcript is spliced from 7 exons. Gene Ontology annotation, molecular function: aldose reductase (NADPH) activity. Lineage: Eukaryota; Metazoa; Arthropoda; Insecta; Lepidoptera; Tortricidae.
CAUAAUAUAAGAGUAUGUCUUUGAUUACGUUGUUUUAUAACUGGCAGUCCAAUCGAGUCUGUCACGCAUCAUGGUCGCUACGGUCAAGUGCGCGAGAUCAUUCUUAUCGAUACUGUUUUGUUUCUCUCAAGUAAAUGGGGAAGUAAUAAAAUACAAACUAAACGACGGAAAUGAAAUUCCUGCUGUAGCGCUAGGCACCAGCCUGGGACAUUUGGCAGAUGGCACGCGGGUACUGCCGACGAACCACUCGCUCGCUCGCGCAGUACAAUGGGCCCUGGAGGCCGGCUAUCGACACAUUGACACCGCGGCGUUGUACCGGGUGGAGGACGAGGUCGGCCUGGGGGUGCGCCGCUUCCUACAAGACAACGACACCCGCGCCGACGUUUACGUCACCACCAAAUUAUGGAACGAUGCUCACGAAAGAAACGAAGUGAUUCCUGCUCUGAAGAAGUCGUUAGAACUGUUACAAAUGGACUACAUCGAUCUCUACCUCGUACACUAUCCAAUGGCAUACAAGAAAGACGGCAGCAUCAGUUCUACAGAUUACCUAGAAACCUGGGAAGGCAUGGAGGAUGCUAAGGAGAUGAAUCUCACCAAGUCCAUAGGUGUUUCAAAUUUCAACUUAACGCAAAUGCAGCGGCUCUGGGAUAACUCUAGGAUAAAACCGGCAGUUUUACAAAUCGAGGUGAACCCAACGAUAACCCAAACCGAGCUGAUAGCGUGGUGUCGCGCCCACGGCGUGGUUGUGAUGGCGUACAGUCCGUUCGGCGCCAUUCUCGGCCGAAAACCGACCGCGCCGCCGCCUAGAGCUGACCACCCAACCCUGCGCCGUAUAGCCGAGAAAUAUAACAAAACUGUUCCACAGAUAUUAAUAAGAUAUUUGGUUGAUCAAGGAUUAGUGGCCAUACCUCGCUCCACAAACAAGGAGCGUAUACAGCAGAACAUUGACAUAUGUGACUUCAGCCUGAGCCCCCAGGAGAUUUCUGAGUUAUCUACCUUUAACAAAGACUAUAGGCUCAGAACACCGGCUAAAUGGUACCCGCAUCCAGAAUUUCCUUUUGAAAAAAAAAACCUUACUGCUGCUGAAAUACAGUACAUUAUUGAACACAGCAAGGAGGAUUAAAACACAGGAAAGUAAAAAGUUCGAUUGUAAAUUUUAUUCUACGGUAAUAAUUCGUAAAUUCUGUCUAAACGGCUGCACUAAAAACCUUUAAUAUUUAAAACCCUUUUACACUCUAAAAUAAUGUACAAAAUUAAAUUAUAUAAUCAACAAGAAAUUAAAUAUUAUUUAUUCCA